This is a messenger RNA of Temnothorax curvispinosus, 3526 nucleotides long. RefSeq lists its product as uncharacterized. NCBI's taxonomy places the organism in Eukaryota, Metazoa, Arthropoda, Insecta, Hymenoptera, Formicidae. Gene Ontology annotation, molecular function: protein binding. The transcript has 8 exons. The record is from RefSeq and is a predicted model, not a curated record. Gene Ontology annotation, biological process: SCF-dependent proteasomal ubiquitin-dependent protein catabolic process. Bases 756 to 2912 code for a protein of 718 amino acids. Gene Ontology annotation, cellular component: SCF ubiquitin ligase complex.
UGCAUUGAAAAAUGAUUUGACAGCGUAGCGUGAAUAGAAGGUUAUUCUCGUUGGUAACUACCGUUCUUGCUUGGUAAUUCCAAAUGAAUUCUGCUAUGAGGCAUUAUCAGUUUCUUAACUUAAUUUUGGCCGGAUAUUUGUAUCUUCAACUGCGGAAGAAGAAACGAGUACGAACCGUUGGUGUGAGAGAGAUUUUUCGGAGAAGAACCCAGUUUGGUGAUGGACAUAAUUUACUUGAAGAACUCCGUUUCCGUGAUCCACUCUUUUUUUUUAUUUACACAAGGAUGAAUGUCGAAAGGUAAGAUUAUAUUAUUAUAUUAUUAUUAUUAUUAGGUAUUAUUAUUUUUUUUUAGAGGGACUCUAGCUACGUGAGUGAUUUAUAGUAACUCAAGGACACUCAAGGGUCCGCGGUUCGAUUCCGGCCCGCCCUUCACCCCACAUAUAUACCUCUUUUUUUAAGAGGUGGAUUGCCCCAGUUUAACGGGAGGUUAAAGAUUAAGGGUUCGAUCUAUACGGAUUAACAAUCCGUUUGUGAGUCCAGUAAUAUUCAUGCGUCGUCAGUGCAACUGAAAAUUUAAGACACGCCUUACGGCUCACACAAUUGAUUCGUCCUGGCCAUCUUAAGGGCUGUAUAGCUCGCAAGCCAUAAUUUAAGAAGAAGAAGAAGACUGUUCGUCACUGCCUGUCUCAUAUUCAUCGUAUCUCGUAUUGUCACUUACUUCAACACGUGGUCCACGUGGAGCAAGAGAGAGAACAUGACAUUCAAUUAUCAUUCUUCACAUUGCGAUAGUGAUGUCCAAUAUCCUUAUACUGACAGAGUAGUGAUAGGAGAGGAUUAUGUUGAUUUCAUAUAUCAAUUUGUGAAGGACAGCAAUAUAUCCGCAAAAAACUGUAUGAACAUUACUAGCAUAAGUAAUAUUCGUAAUAAUAUAAUUGGAACACCUCGCAAUUUUCCAAACCAUGAAAAUUUUCUUAUGAAGAAGUAUGAUUUCGAUAUUUCAAUAUCUCCAUGGCAGAAACAAGUGGCAUAUACUUUUGCAUCAAAGCGUUUUAGAGAUACUUAUUAUCAUGAUAUUGAUCUCGAAUUUCAUGAAGCUGUAUAUCCAAUCAGAGUCUCUAUAUAUGAAGUAUAUAAUUAUGGUAACGUAACUGAAGUUUGGGCCCAAGAUUCCGAUGAUGAGAGUCGGUGGUUUCCAUUGUGGGAGGGAGACCCUCAGUUCUACGGAAUUUCUACAUCCUAUAGACGCAGACAUUCGGAAUCACGGAUAUUUUCCCCACCUUUAAGGUCUUGUAACUUUAAAACCAAAAAGUUCAGACUACAAUUUAUAUCCAACUCUUGCACACAGCUAGAUGCUGUGUUGCUGAUCGGUACAUCAAAAUUGAUUUUUCCUAAAAAUCCUGAAGAUAAGAGUUUAUCUGAACUGUUACAUCGCAUUUGGGUACAAAGACAUUCUUGUUCGAAUUAUUGUAUUUGUUGUUCUGAACAAGAACAAAAUGACUUUCACAUCUUUCACAAGAAAGAUGCUUGGAACAUGUAUCUAUUGGAGGACUUUUAUAAUACAACACGUGAUUAUGAAAAUGCACAUUCGGAUAUACUUGAUCUUCAAAAGGAAUUUCCUAAAUAUUGCGUUAUUUGUAAAAGCGAUGUAGCAACGAAUUUUCACAAGAGCAAGCUCGCGCACAAGCAAGUAUCUCAAGAGGAAGAUGUGCCAUCUUCUAAGCAGGGACAUGUGAAUCACCCUUUAUUAAGAAAUUAUUGGAAUUAUGUAAAAUUUAUAGAAGAUAUCAAACUCUCUUCGGGAGAAUACAAGGAGCAACUUGACAGUUUUUCUACGCUUCCUGAUGAAAUAAUACUAAUGAUAUUAAAAUACUUGGAUAUGAGGUCGUUUUGCCGUAUGAGCCAAGUAAAUAAACGCCUCAAUAAUUUAACACAGGAUCCUUUUAAAUGUUUGAACUUACGAAAUUUAAGAAAUGCAUACUCUAAGGAUUCAUCCUUUUGUUAUGACAAAAUUCUGUUUUAUUUUGCAUCCAAAUGUAAAUAUUUACAACAGUUAGAUCUUACAGAGAGCUGCAUUUCUGCUCCGGAUUUCGUAAACUUUCUUCAGAGUUGCGGCGAUUGUUUAACGCACUUACGAUUAAGUAGUCCAAAUGGCAAAUUUGUUGACAAUUUAUCUCUAUUAAAAAUUUCAGAGAUAUGCAAAAAUUUGAAAGUAUUGGAUCUCAGUUAUUGUAUUCUGGAGGGAAUGGACCAAGAAGUUUCGAGUCUCGAAAAUCUAGAAUUUCUAGAGAAUUUAGAUCUUAGAGGGUCCGGUAUAAGAGCUGAAUCUCUUUGCAAAAUACUGCAAAAGACUCGCCGGAUGCGUGACUUAAAUCUGAGCAAUCCUAGCGAUUAUGAUGUAGAACCACUACAUUUGGACGCAAUUACAAUACAAUUACAAUAUUCGUGUCCAGACUUGGAAAUAAUAGAUUUAUCGGGCAAUAUUAUUACAUCGCGAGGUAUUCAUGCCCUCGCUGAAUGCAAGAAUUUACGAAAACUGACAAUGAUGGAGAUGAAUUGCAGGUGUACAAUCGAUAAGCAUAGCUUACGUAGAUUGUUUUCCUCCUGUCAAUGCUUAGAAGAAGUCAAUUUGAUAAAUGAUUUUGAUAUGACUUUCAAUAAUUAUGUCUACGAAGGACUGACACUGUGUAAAAACUUAAGACAAAUAUACUUGGAUUAUGUGUCUUAUAGUUUCGCAAUUCUCGAGCAGUGCCCUAAACUGCAAACAAUCUAUGUUAUACGGAACGGGUCCGAUGACAUGCGUGAUAGCCAGGCGUUCGUUGUUCAGGCAAAGGAAAAAUAUCCACACGUGUCCAUUCUUGAAUAUCAAAACAAAAUCAUAUAUGAUGAUGAUAAGGAAUGUGAAGGAUGGUGAAUAUGUGAAGAAAAGUGGCUUCCUUACCGAUUUGGCUGAAAUUUAACAAUAUAUUAUGUAUUUUGGCGUGUUAAAUUCGAAUAUAAAAGCUAAAAUCGUCGCUCUUAAGUAGAACGAAAGUUAUAAAGAUAAAGUACUAAAAGUGACAAUUUUUGGGUUAAGAAAUAUGCUAUAUCGGCAGGGUACUAAGUACAUACCAGAGAAAGCAUGCGCAGUGAUGUAAAAGGGCGCAAAAUUAUUUAAAAUAAAUAAGAAUUUAGAAAUAAUUUUUGUAUAUUAUAGUAUGAAAAAAUAUUAGAAGUAGGCGGGGGAGGGCCUCCACCCUUUCCCCUGCACUUCCACCCCGAAAAAAAUCUAUCCAAACCCAAACCUAUUUCUGACAAACUGAAAUUUUCGUUUUGCACUUUUAAUCCAGUAGAAUUGCAAAAAUAAUUUCUCACGAUAGUCUCAGUUUGCAGACCAUGAGCCAUGUCUACUGCAGUCAUUUUUCCAUGAAACUUAUUACUUUUAAAUUGAAUUGGCAAGUUUUUUAAAAUUUUGUCUUCUUGUUUUUGAUUUAAUGUGCUUCGCAAUCAAUUCUAUCGACAAAAUUGUUUAAAGCAAAAUUUCUAACU